AUGCAGGCUGAUAUAUCAGACACGGGGGAUAUGGUUCGGCUAAGGGAGAAAGUGGAGUCUGAAUGGCAAGGCGUAGACACAGUUAUUGUCUGUGCGGGUGUCUCUGCGUUACUUCCUCUGAUGGAGGUGGCAGGACUGAAGGGAAACGGCAGCAAGUUUGAUCCACCACAGGCGGAUGUGGAAGGCAUACAACGAACCGUUGAUGUUGCUAAUGCAGCUGCAAGAGUCAACUACAUUGGGCCGCUCAUUUCAGCAGUUACAUUUCUGCCUAUUCUUCAGUCCAGUUCCGUCUCUCCUUCCAUCGUCCUGAUCUCGUCAUUGGGCGCCAUCAUUCCGGCCCCGACGCGCUCCAUCUAUGGGUCCACUAAAUCCGCUUCUCUCAUGCUCUAUCAAGCGCUUUCUAUCGAACAUUCCGCUGUCACAUUCACUCUCUGUAUUCCAACAACGGUGGAGGGCAACUUUCGUGCAUCUGCUGUGGACGGCGGUAGUGCGGUGUAUCCAAGCUGUGGACGCUAG
This is a messenger RNA of Sparassis crispa, 516 nucleotides long. RefSeq lists its product as hypothetical. The transcript is spliced from 4 exons. The coding region runs from base 1 to 516 and encodes 171 amino acids. Lineage: Eukaryota; Fungi; Basidiomycota; Agaricomycetes; Polyporales; Sparassidaceae. The record is from RefSeq and is a predicted model, not a curated record. Gene Ontology annotation, molecular function: oxidoreductase activity.